Messenger RNA from Carica papaya (papaya), 1146 nucleotides. It is a transcript of the gene PUCHI, whose product is annotated as Integrase-type DNA-binding superfamily protein. The record is from RefSeq and is a predicted model, not a curated record. Gene Ontology annotation, molecular function: DNA-binding transcription factor activity; DNA binding. Gene Ontology annotation, biological process: regulation of DNA-templated transcription. NCBI's taxonomy places the organism in Eukaryota, Viridiplantae, Streptophyta, Magnoliopsida, Brassicales, Caricaceae.
AUGGCUGCUUCAAAACCCUCUGAUAAACCUUUCAAACCAUUCGAAUUACCUUCACCUCAAAUGGGUAGUUUCGCCCUAAUCCAACGCACCACUGCUACCACUACCAGUACUACCACAUCUCCGUCUCAGGAGAGACGAGGACGAAGGAAACAAGGUGAGCCGGGAAGGUUUCUCGGCGUCAGACGGCGGCCAUGGGGUCGAUACGCGGCGGAGAUUAGAGACCCGACGACGAAAGAAAGACACUGGCUUGGCACGUUUGAUACAGCUCAAGAAGCGGCUCUUGCUUAUGAUAGAGCUGCACUUUCCAUGAAAGGCGUUCAAGCAAGGACCAACUUUGUUUAUACUCAUAAUACCGGUUUCCAUUCUCUUCUUUCUCCUAAUUUGGUUGAUCAUCAUCAAACACUGAUUUUCCCUCCCCCUGCUAAUUCAAAUUUUCUAACCAAUCCUCCUGCCAAAAAACCCGUUAUAAAUCAGAACAGUACUUCACCUGAUCAGCUUAAUAAGGGUACUAUAUUGCAUGGUGAUGAUCGUGAUCGUGAUCGUGAUCAUGAUCAUAACUCAAAUAUAUUGUCAUCAUCAGUUGAUGAUUGUUCUAGUAAUUUCUUUUUCUCUCCAGAUGAUUCUAACUCUGGUUACCUGGACUGUGUUGUGCCCGGAAACUGUCUUAAACCUCCUUCAAGCUCGCAGAACCAUAAAAGUUCUACUGAUAUUCAUAUAAAUCAAUAUUCACAUUGUGAUGAUCGUAGCUAUUCUUCAGUAUUUGAUCCUGUAGAUGUCACAAGCAUGUCAACAAUGGGAAUAUCUAAUAACAAUGAUGAUUUCAGUGCUUGGUUUGGUGAGGAAGUCGUCAACAUGCAGGGUGGUUUCUGGAGAGAUGAUGAUCAUCAGCAGCAGCAGCAGCCGUGGGAGUUGAGUUAUUAUUCUGGUACUCAAGUAUCGACGACCAUCGUCAACGACGUCGCUUUAGAUGGGUGCAUUGGGAAUAAUUUCUACCCGGCCGCCAUGGAUAAUUUUGGAAAUGGGGUAAUGCUGCCGCAAGUUCAAGCUGCUUCUUCUUCUUCUUGUUCUUCAAAGUCGUGUUCUUCCCCAUCAUUGCCGGUGGGUCCAUUUGGGGAAGUAAUGGAAUCUGGUUAUCCGCUGUUUUGA